CGCACGUGCAUGUUUGCAGGACUGCUGCUGGGCUCCGAUUGGUCCCCUGCAGCUCUCAGCGUGGUGAGUUUAAAGAGCUUCACUGUGAGGAAGCUCUGGAUGGAGGUGGGUGGACGACCGUCAUAAUGUGAUCAUUCUGAUGGGUUAGAAGCUUUUGGCCCCGCCCCUUUCAUAUGACUUCGUAUCCGUGAAUCCAGAUGACGGAGAUAACCGGAACACGUUUAACCUUCUUCCUGGUGCUGGGCCCAGGUUGGGUUACCAUGGCGAUGUACCCCAGAAAGAAAUGAAGCACCUUCACGUGCUCUGAUGUUACCUGGAUAAGAAGGCCUCAGGUCACACUGAAGCGCCACGCCUGCCAGCAGCGAGUCAGCGUUUACGGCCUUACACAUAAACACCACACCUGUAUGUUUGUGUGACUCACCUGUUUAAAGUUUGCAAUUGUUGGGGGCGUGGCCUCUGUGACUGGCAGGUGUCGCCAUGGAUGCAGGAUGAUACAGGAAGAGGCUGACGAGCCUCCGUCUUUUAUGUACAGUCUGUAAACGGUCGCGGUGUGAGCGCCUGAAACGUCAAACUCUUACAGCAUGCAGUGUUUCCAUAGAAACGCUGCGGGGACGUGUCACUCUGGAUGUGUGAGGAGAAGCACGUAACUGCUCCUCCUCUUCCUCCUCUCCUGUUUUUAUGAAUGAGAAUUAAACACGUACUCACACACGAUGACGUCAGCAGGAAGCCCCUCCCCCACCGAUGCGGGAGAAGCCUCAUGACCAGAGAGAGAGCGGCUUCCUCCUGUCUUCAUAUGUCUCUCACCCAGCCGUCUCCUCCUCAGGGGGAGAGAGAGGGCAGACAUCCCUCCCCCCUCCUCCUCCUCUUGCAUCCUUGCUCCCUCCUCUCCUCACGAGCCUGAGGAUGAGUAAUCCAAGCAGGGAGGAAGGGCGAGAGCUGCAGACGGAGUGAGUGAGGGAGGAUACCAGCAUCAUCAUCAUCAUCAUCAGUGAACGUGCAGAGGCAGAGGAUGAAGAUUCAAACCCGUCCUGCAGGUCUCUCACUGCCGAGCGGCGUCCACCCGGGGCUGGCUAAUUCCUGGAGUGGGAGAGAAUCAGCUGAGUGAAUAUUUCUGCAUGCUGUGGAUUUCACCUGCACUGGCUAACUCCUGGAGAGUGUGUGCAUUUGCAUUUGUCUGUACGUGACUAAUAUCUGGAAGAGCUGGAGGGAGACGUGUUUUUCUGGAUGGUGCUGGUCUAAUUCCUGGAAGGGAGGCUCAUUGACUUAUGCUUUAAAACUGUGGGAUAAGACUAUUUCCUGCACACUAAGCUCCUGCUCUGUGCUUCCACAUGUGACGUUUCAGAGAUCUGGCUAAUAUCUGGAGUCUUUUAUUGUAACAGUGCCUCACUGCCCUACAUUCACCUCACACACACAAACACACACAGACACACUGCGCCUGGAACCUGGUUAAUCUCUGGACCAGCGUGUCUGGCAUGUUCUGCUUCUGCCUGCAGAGUUCCCUGCAGAAGCUCCAGGCUCUGGAGGUGGAGGGGGGGACAUCGCUGGGGUCAUCCCCCGAGGAGAGCCCCCCUCCUCUGGGCAGCAAGGAGCAGAAGAGCCCCCGUGGUCGGGCCGAGCUCGGAGGGAAGGAGGCGAAGACGCUGGCGCUUUGUCACGGCGUCCCUGCAGACGAGAACAGCCCGCCAGUUAUUUUAGUCAUUUUGACAGUUCGGCAGCUGCAGUCCCCGCGACACCCGCCGUUAACCGCCAUCCACCCCGGCCAGCAGCCCCCGACCCCCGACGUAGUGCCGCCGCCGAGCCCCCACCACUCCCCCUACUCUCCUCAGAGGAGCAGCCCCGGAGGUGAAGGAGGACACGGCCCAGAUGGAGGCGGAGCUCUCCUCCAGCUGCUGGCGGGAGGCGCCAGCCCCCUGCCCUCCCCCCGCUGCUCCAGCCCAUGUCAGAGGUUUAACUCGGACCCGGACUCCGCCCCGUCGCCGCCGUGCAGCCAGCAGUACAUCCUGUGUCGGGGCGACAGGACGCAGGACUCGGAGGGCGAGCGUCCCUCGUCCGUGCCCUUCCUCACGAGACACAUCCAGACCCUGAAGAAGAAGGUCCGCAGGUUCGAGGACCAGUUUGAGCAGGACAUGAACUACAAGCCGUCCCACAACGACAAGUACUCGAACCCGGAGAUGAUCCGAGUGAUGGGCGAACUGGCCAAGGCUCGCAAGCAGCUCAAAGAGCUGAGACUCAGGCAGUCGGUGUUCGAGUCGAAGGAGCAGGGAAGCGCAGACGUCUGCAGGUACGGCGCGGGGCAGCAGGGGGCGUCGGAGCACAAACCGGCUCUGGAGGAAACGGUGGAGUCCCUGUUCAGGCGGCUGAGAGAGAAGAGGCAGGCGCUGGGUCUCCCUGACAACAUGAAGGAGAUGACUCAGGCUCAGAUGGUGCUGGAGAAAAUCACUCUGCAGAAAUGUCUGCUGUACUUCGAGAGUCUGCACGGCCGGCCGGGAACGAAGCAGGAGAAGAACCUGGUGAAGCCGCUGUACGACCGAUACCAGAUGAUCAAACACUUGCUGUGUGCCAGCCCCACCAUCAGCACCAUCGAGGAAGAGGAUGGUUCUGAUGAAGACUGCGUGAGUUCGUUGGCCGUCGAUGAGCUUCCUGUCCCGCCGCCUCGCAGAUCGGCCCAACCAGCAGCCGGCGAGGAAGACAGCGACCGGGACAGCGACCCGGCCUUCGUGUCGCCGUUAGACGAGGUGAAAGCCGUCCGGCAGCAAGAUGCUCUCACCACAGCGAACCUGCACGAAGCCUCCAGGUCUCAGCUGCUGGACUGUCUGCGGGAGACCCGGGCCGAGAAGAAGGCGAGGCGGAAAGUCCUGAAGGAGUUCGAGGACGAGUUUUAUCGACAGACCGGAAGAAUCUGCCAAAAAGAGGACCGAACUCCGAUGAAGGAGGAGUACCAGGAGUACAAGCAGCUGAAAGCCAAACUGCGCCUGCUGGAAGUCCUCCUCAGCAAACAGGAAGUCGCCAUGUGAGGAAAACCUGAGUGUAACCGAGCCAGCAUCACUUCUCCCAGUCUGGAGGGAAAACUUUGGUUUCCUCACACGUUGAGCUUUUUCAUAUAAACUGAAUGUGCUCGAGGUGGAAGCUUUACUGUGACGAUAGUGGAGGACGUGUCAGGAGUUCAAAUGAAGCUAAAAAUCACAAACUGUGUGUGUGUUAACAUGUGAAACACUCAGAAAAGCAAUAAGAUCAAAAACAGGCGCUUGACGCUGAAAGACGGCAGAAACCUCCUGAAACGUGCUCAUUGGACACAAACCAGGAGGGCGGAGUUUAGCCGGCAUCACGAGACAAAACGUCAGCUGUUUAAAGCGACCGCGUUCUUCUGCUUUAUGGUGUUUUGCAGAAAUUCCACCUGAAUUAUUUAAUAAAUGAUUUUAUUGAUAUUAGUGCUGAGCUCGGUGAAUUCAACACGUGUUGAAAUCAAAUGAUGGAAAACGGCGUCUCUCUGGAGGUUAAAUCGAGUCUGUAAAUCUUUCAGCGUGUCAUCGCGCCUGAUCACACGUUAGAGCUACAAACUGCAUGUUCAGAGGUGGAGGCUUUACAGGUAGACACCACCAGGAGGCGCUGCUGAACACUUCUUUAAUCAUUCAGGUGUUUCUGUUUGUUCUGAUGAGUUUUUGCACUGAAGCUACCAAAACGUGUUCGGGUUAAGUUCAGAGUUAAACACACGCGGCCAUUUUUGGUGAGCGCACACUGAAUCUUCUCGUUUCAUUGAUUUACUUUGUUCUGUCAGUUUCGCUGAGAUCUGGUGUGUGUUGCCGUGGAGACGGAGGAAAUGAAGCGUUUAUGUCACUGAAGUGGGGCGUUCAGGCGUCACUCGUGCCGGUGCAGAUGUAUUUAAGUCACUUUAUGCUGAAAAAGGACAUUUAAUUUUUUUCAGGUUGCUGUUGUAGCGACGGGUCGCUGCUGGAGUCUGUCGCGGUGCAGGCGGGUGCAGGCGCGUGCAGGCGGGUGCAGGCGGGUGCAGGCGCAUGCAGGUGGAUGCAGGUGGUGCAGGUGGAGCUCCUGUAGAAAAGAGAGCCUGCAGGGCGAGUAGCUGGAAACUGCAGUGCUCUUUAACCCACCGUGUGCGUUGGAGGAAACUCUCAGAACAACCGAGCGAAAAGCUUCCUGAUGUUUUGCACGUUACACUCUCAGCAUGUCGGCGGCGUUCCCGGGAUUUAAGGUCAGUAUUCAGAGCAGAAUCCAGCCUUUCCAAACACUUCUCCUGAAACGUGAGAUGUUCUGUGUUUCCCCGACGUCUCUGGUGAAUCGUGUUAAUGUUGUCGUUUGAAUCUUAGAGCCGGCUGAGGUUGAACCUCCCGCUCUGAACGCUGCACGUUUGACACACAGGCUCUGCUGUGGUCAUGAACUCGUGUUGAUCCUGGUUGAAAAGCAUCUAUAAAGACAAAUACUGAAUAAAUAUUUUUGCUACCAACGCGA
Neolamprologus brichardi is the source of this 4464-nucleotide messenger RNA. NCBI's taxonomy places the organism in Eukaryota, Metazoa, Chordata, Actinopteri, Cichliformes, Cichlidae. The record is from RefSeq and is a predicted model, not a curated record.